Molecule: messenger RNA, 681 nt
Organism: Rotaria sp. Silwood2
Lineage: Eukaryota; Metazoa; Rotifera; Eurotatoria; Philodinida; Philodinidae
Source: the annotation of a GenBank genome assembly
AUGUCAAUAAGUAAUUGGCCUAUGGGUGUAACUCAUGAUCAUGUAAUUAUAUGGCUCGAUCAAUAUAUUGGUUUAAAUAAUGCUUGUGUUGAUCUGAAAAAGACAUUAGCCGAUGCUGUAAAUCUCACCACUGAUGAACCUCUUCUGGGACAUGAGAUUGAUAGAUUAAUUUUAAAUGAAAAAAUUUAUCAUUCCACAAGAGAAUUGAUUACCGUUACAACCAUUGAACAAUGUUUACAAUUAAUUAACACAAAUCGUGAUAAAAGAAUAUUUUUAAUUACUUCUGGUUCAUUAGGUCAACAAUUUGUACCUGAUGUAUUAAAUACUUUUUCAUGUUUGAAAAAAAUUUUUAUUUUUUGUCAAGAGAUUCGUGAACAUGUGAAUUGGGCAAUUGAAUUUACUGAUAAUUUACUUAUGUUUGAUUUUCCUAAUGAUUUAUUGGCACGUGUCGUAUAUGAUAUUGGUAUGUACUACAUGCAACGAGCAAUAGAUUUUAGAAAUUCAAAUGAUCAUAUGAGCGCAUUAUAUUGUCUGUAUUAUAGUAAAAAAUUAGUCAUACGAGCAAAUCGUAUUUUUCAACCAUUUGUAUGGUUCAGUUUGAAUGCAAUCGAAGAAUACAUUACCAGGGAAGAAAAUUUAUUACCUCGAAAUUUGGUACAACAUAUACUCAAUAAUAUUUAA